Parus major (Great Tit) is the source of this 5792-nucleotide messenger RNA. It is a transcript of the gene ABCC5, whose product is annotated as ATP binding cassette subfamily C member 5. The transcript has 29 exons. Gene Ontology annotation, cellular component: membrane. The record is from RefSeq and is a predicted model, not a curated record. Gene Ontology annotation, biological process: transmembrane transport. Gene Ontology annotation, molecular function: ATP binding; ABC-type transporter activity; ATP hydrolysis activity. Bases 47 to 4360 code for a protein of 1437 amino acids. NCBI's taxonomy places the organism in Eukaryota, Metazoa, Chordata, Aves, Passeriformes, Paridae.
ACACUUGAGGUGAAAAUACACGUGUAAACCCUGGCGUUUACAGAAGAUGAAAGACAUCGACAUAGGAAAAGAGUACAUUAUACCCAGUCCUGGGUAUAGAAGUGUGAGGGAGAGAGCUGACUCCGUGCAGCACGAAGAGCAGGAAGAGUCUAAUUUUCAGCAUUCUAAACUUAAGCAGAUUGAAUGCCAGGAUGCCUUGGAAGCAGCAGCUCGGGCAGAGGGCCUGCCACUGGACACCUCUGUGCAUUCCCAGCUGAGAAUGCUGGACGAAGAGCAUCACAAGGGCAAAUACCACCAUGGUCUGAAUGCACUGAAACCCAUACGGACCACUUCCAAGCACCAGCACCCUGUUGAUAAUGCUGGGCUGUUCUCCUCCAUGACCUUCUCCUGGCUCACUCCUUUGGCCCACAGAGCAUACAAGAAAGGAGAAUUGUUUAUGGAUGAUGUAUGGUCUUUAUCAAGGCAUGAAUCUUCAGAUGUCAAUUGCAGAAGGCUGGAAAGAUUGUGGCAGGAAGAACUGAAAGAAAGUGGGCCUGAUGAUGCUUCUCUCCGGAGGGUUGUGUGGAUUUUCUGCCGCACCAGGCUCAUCCUUUCCAUAGUGUGUCUGAUGAUCACGCAGCUUGCGGGUUUCAGUGGACCAGCAUUUGUUGUGAAACACCUCUUGGAGUAUACCCAGCAGAGUGAGUCCAACCUGCAGUACAGCUUGUUUUUAGUUUUUGGCAUCUUUAUGACGGAAGUGGUGCGAUCGUGGUCCCUGGCACUAACCUGGGCAUUGAAUUAUCGCACGGGGGUCAGACUGCGUGGGGCUGUCCUGACAAUGGCAUUUAAGAAAAUCCUUAAGCUGAAGAACAUCAAGGAGAAGUCUCUUGGAGAGCUCAUAAAUGUUUGUUCCAAUGAUGGUCAGAGGAUGUUUGAAGCUGCAGCAGUUGGCAGUUUGUUGGCUGGGGGCCCUAUUGUGGCUAUCUUGGGAAUGGUUUAUAAUGUGAUUAUUCUGGGUCCAACAGGCUUCUUGGGAUCUGCUGUCUUCAUCCUCUUCUACCCAGCAAUGAUGUUUGUGUCACGCCUCACAGCUUAUUUCAGAAGAAAAUGCGUAGCAACAACAGAUGAACGUGUGCAAAAGAUGAAUGAAGUUCUUAAUUACAUUAAAUUCAUUAAAAUGUAUGCCUGGGUCAAACCAUUUUCUCAGAAUGUUCAAAAAAUUCGUGAGGAGGAACGCAAAAUCUUGGAGCGUGCAGGCUACUUCCAGAGCAUCACUGUGGGAGUGGCUCCCAUUGUUGUUGUCAUUGCCAGUGUGGUGACCUUUUCUGUCCAUAUGAUCCUUGGCUAUGACCUUACAGCAGCUCAGGCAUUCACAGUGGUCACUGUCUUUAACUCAAUGACUUUUGCUCUCAAAGUAACUCCAUUCUCAGUGAAGUCUCUGUCUGAGGCAUCUGUUUCUGUUGACAGAUUUAAGAGUUUAUUUCUAAUGGAAGAGGUUCAUAUGAUAAAGAAAAAACCAGCCAAUCCUCACACCGCGAUAGAGGUGAAAAAUGCUACCUUGGCUUGGGACUUCUCCCACGCCAGCGUCCAGAGCUCACCAAAGUUGACCCCCAAAGUGAAAAAAGACAAGAAAGUCACCAAGAGCAAGAAAGAGAAAAUGAAGCUACAGAAUGAGGGACAGCAAGCUGUGCUGGCAGAACAGAGGGGCCAUCUUCUAGUGGACAGUGAUGACCAUCACAGCCCCGAAGAGGAGCACAAAAUCAUCCACCUGGUUAACCUUCGGCUUCAGAGGACUCUGUACAACAUUGACUUGGAGAUAGAAAAGGGAAAACUUGUUGGAAUUUGUGGCAGUGUGGGGAGUGGAAAAACUUCACUUAUCUCAGCAAUUUUAGGGCAGAUGACCCUGUUGGAGGGGAGCAUUGCAGUAAGCGGUAUGUUUGCGUACGUGGCCCAGCAGGCCUGGAUUCUCAAUGCCACUCUCCGGGACAACAUCCUUUUUGGCAAGGAAUAUGAUGAAGAAAGAUACAAUACUGUGCUGAAUGGUUGCUGUCUAAGGCCUGACCUGGCCAUCCUUCCAAAUGGGGACCUGACAGAGAUUGGUGAACGAGGGGCUAACCUGAGUGGGGGACAGCGUCAGAGAAUCAGUCUGGCUCGAGCCCUGUACAGUGACAGGGACAUUUACAUCCUUGAUGACCCCCUUAGUGCCUUAGAUGCUCAUGUUGGAAAUCACAUUUUUAACAGUGCAAUAAGGAAGCACCUGAAGUCAAAGACCGUCCUUUUCAUCACGCAUCAGCUUCAGUAUCUUGUUGACUGUGAUGAAGUGAUCUUCAUGAAAGAAGGCUGCAUUACCGAGCGAGGCAGUCACGAGGAACUGAUGAAUUUAAAUGGGGAUUAUGCAACUAUUUUUAAUAGCCUACAGCUGGGAGAAACACCACAUAUUGAGAUUAAUAUCAAGAAGAACACAAACAAUUCACUGAAAAGGCCCCAGGAUAAAAGUACCAAAACAGGGUCUGUGAAGAAGGAGAAAGUUGUAAAGAAGGAAGAGGAGGGUCAGUUGGUCCAGUUGGAGGAGAAAGGCAAAGGCUCUGUUCCCUGGUCUGUUUAUGGUGUCUACAUUCAGGCAGCUGGAGGCCCCUUUGCAUUCCUCAUCAUCAUGGCACUGUUUGUGCUGAAUGUGGGCAGCACAGCUUUUAGCAACUGGUGGCUGAGUUUCUGGAUCAAGCAAGGCAGUGGAAACACCUCUGUGACUUUGGGAAAUGAGACUGUCAUAAGCAACAGCAUGAAAGAUAACCCUCACAUGCAAUACUAUGCUGGCAUCUAUGCACUGUCUAUGGCAGUUAUGUUGAUUCUGAAAGCUGUUCGUGGUGUGGUCUUUGUAAAGGGAACUCUCAGAGCAUCCUCAAGGCUCCAUGACGAGCUCUUCCGACGGAUUCUGCGUAGUCCCAUGAAGUUCUUUGACACUACCCCCACUGGGAGGAUCCUCAACAGGUUUUCCAAAGACAUGGAUGAAGUUGACGUUCGUUUGCCGUUUCAAGCAGAAAUGUUCAUCCAGAACGUCAUCCUUGUGUUCUUCUGUGUGGGGGUGAUUUCAGGGGUGUUCCCCUGGUUCCUGGUGGCAGUGGGGCCCCUCAUUGUCCUGUUCACAGUUCUGCAUGUUGUGUCUAGAGUCUUUAUUCGAGAGCUCAAGCGUUUGGACAACAUCACACAGUCUCCAUUCUUGUCUCACAUUACAUCUAGCAUCCAGGGUCUUUCCACAAUCCAUGCCUACCACAAAGGACAGGAAUUUCUGCACAGGUACCAGGAGCUGCUGGACGACAACCAGGCCCCGUUUUACCUGUUCAGCUGCGCAAUGCGCUGGCUGGCUGUGCGCCUGGACAUUAUCAGCAUUGCUCUGAUCACAACCACUGGCCUUAUGAUUGUCCUGAUGCAUGGCCAGAUCCCUCCUGCCUAUGCUGGGCUGGCCAUCUCAUACGCUGUGCAGUUAACAGGGUUAUUCCAGUUUACAGUCAGAUUGGCUUCAGAGACAGAAGCUCGUUUCACCUCAGUGGAGAGGAUUGAUCACUAUAUCAAGACCCUUUCUCUAGAAGCUCCUGCUCGAAUUAAGAAUAAAACUCCUCCUCUGGACUGGCCACAGGAAGGUGAAGUUGUUUUUGAAAAUGCAGAGAUGCGGUACCGAGAGAACCUCCCUCUAGUACUUAAAAAAGUGUCCUUUACCAUCAAACCGAAGGAAAAGAUUGGCAUUGUGGGGAGGACAGGCUCAGGGAAAUCUUCCCUUGGAAUGGCACUCUUUCGUCUUGUUGAACUGUCUGGAGGCUGCAUUAAAAUUGAUGGAGUGAAAAUAAAUGAUAUUGGCUUGGCAGAUCUUCGGAGCAAACUCUCCAUAAUCCCUCAGGAACCUGUGCUUUUCAGUGGCACUGUGAGAUCAAACUUGGAUCCUUUCAAUCAGUACAGUGAAGAACAAAUCUGGGCUGCUUUGGAAAGGACUCACAUGAAGGAGUGUGUUGCACAGCUGCCUAUGAAACUUGAUUCAGAAGUGAUGGAAAAUGGGGAGAACUUUUCUGUUGGAGAGAGACAGUUACUGUGCAUAGCUAGGGCUCUGCUGCGUCGCUGCAAGAUAUUGAUCCUGGAUGAAGCAACAGCUGCUAUGGACACAGAGACUGACUUACUGAUCCAGGAGACCAUCAGAGAGGCGUUUGCAGACUGCACUAUGUUAACGAUUGCUCAUCGCCUGCACACGGUCCUGGGCUGUGAUCGGAUCAUGGUGCUAACACAGGGACAGGUAGUGGAAUUCGACACCCCGACUGCCCUUCUGGCCAACGAGAACUCGCGCUUCUAUGCUAUGUUUGCUGCUGCAGAGAACAAGGUUGCUGUCAAGGGCUGAAAUUCAGGGCAAAGUCACUUUAAUUUUGGAGAGCUACGCUCCCUGCCUGUGGCAGGCCAGCUCUUCCUCCUCCUCGCAGAUUAUUGCCUUUUCAUCUUUUAGUUUUUAGCACAAUGUGUCAAGUCAGAGAGUUUUUAAAACCAUGUCAGAAGAACUCUUCAUGUUUUUAUUAUUGUAUUUAUUCCAUAUUACUAAUUUUUUGUUAUUAAAUGCACUCUACAAAUGGCUCAGGGAGCCAUAGUUAUAAAUGUAUCAGAGGCCUAUAAUGAAGCUUUAUACAUGUAGCUAUAUCUAUACAUAAUUCUGUAUAUAGCCUAUAUUUACAGUGGAAAUGUAAGCUGUUUAUUUUAUAUUAAAAUAAGCACUGUAUUAAUAACAGUGCAUAUUCUUUUCUAUCAUUUUUGUACAGUUUAUGGUACCAGAGAUCUGGCUUUAUCGGACUGUAUCAGACAACAUUUUGUCUUUUACAGUUCGUCUUUUCCUAGUGCUGGAUUUUCUGCGUGUCUGAGUGGAAGUGAAGCUUUGCAAUAGUGUCCUUUAUUGUCACAUCUUUGUCUAGCGCAGCAGAGAAGAGCUCUGUGGUGUAACUAUUGCAUUGUAAUUUAUCAAAGCUAUUUGGGGCAUUGCUGAUGUUCACCACGGCAGGGGCUGCUGCUUCCCAUGAUGCUUUUCCAAAGCAGGGUUUUUAGUGAUCCGAGUGGAAAAACCACUCCUGGGUCACAUUAAGGCCUUGUAUUUUCUCAGUGUCCUGACACAGUAUUUCUUACUGUAUCAGCAGAGUUUAUUUUAAUGCAAGCAAGCCCAAGCUCUUCCUGCUUCGCUAAUCUAACACAACCAAAAUCUUACUGUUUGUGGAAUGAUCUGUAACAAAUUAAUCAUAAGGUUCAAAUCAUACCCUGUAUGCUGGCAGGAAAGCCUUUUCAGAAUUGCUUCAGCUGACUGACUCUUUACCUUGAAGCUGCUAACACUCCUCAGAGAUUUAGGUUGGCUUUCACUGGCAUGGGUACCACUAACUCUUUGUUCUGCUCACUUAUACUAAGAUUAAUCAACAUCGAUAUUUCCUGUUUCUUUCUUGCACACUUGUUAAGGAAGCAGUCCUCGACCCCACGUCUUCUGGAACCUUAAAGGGGUUCCUGUUGAUCAGGAUGUAACACUGGUGUAGGACAUGGUUUUCUUACUGUAAAUGACCUACCUCAGGUUACUGGGUCCUGCGUAGUGCGUUGCCAUGAUCACUGUACACCAUCCCUGUUUUUUGGGACUUGUGGCCCAGGGGGACACAGUCGCUCCUGUGAUAACCGUGACUUAUUGAAUGGUCAGCGUUGCAUGUCUUUGUCAACUUGGACAUUUUGUAGCCUUAGCAUGUUUGCAAAAUGUCUCAUUGAGGCAGAAAUCUGAAAAGUAAAUAAAACUAUUUUGGGUUUUGUAAAUUUUA